Colossoma macropomum (tambaqui) is the source of this 8367-nucleotide messenger RNA. It is a transcript of the gene dlgap1b, whose product is annotated as discs, large (Drosophila) homolog-associated protein 1b. The record is from RefSeq and is a predicted model, not a curated record. Gene Ontology annotation, molecular function: molecular adaptor activity. Gene Ontology annotation, biological process: signaling. Gene Ontology annotation, cellular component: postsynaptic specialization; glutamatergic synapse. The transcript has 12 exons. NCBI's taxonomy places the organism in Eukaryota, Metazoa, Chordata, Actinopteri, Characiformes, Serrasalmidae. The coding region runs from base 319 to 3390 and encodes 1023 amino acids.
AUGAGUCUUGGCGGUAGGGGGACCUUCUAUCCUUGGCAAGCCGCGCUUUAAUUCUAGCCACACGGCGAGACUCCAGCAGAGAUACACACACGGUGGACACUGUUACGGAUUUAUUUCUGUUUUUUUGUCCAGGAACUACGUCUUCUUGAUCUGAGUCGACACUCUGCAGUGAAGCACAUUUCCUGAACAGGGGAGGAGAACGAUGACGUGAAAGGGGGAAGAAUGUACAAAAGCAUAAAGUAACAUAGUCGUAGAGUGCUGCAGCAGGACCUGUGCUCACACUUGAGGGGUGUGUGAGAGGGUGUCUGUGUUGUCAGGAUGACUAUGAAAGGCUUGUCCUCAAGCCGGAGCCACCACCACACUCUGGCUCACUGUGACCCCUCCUACGACUCUCUGACCCUGCGUCCAGACCGCCGCACUUUUCUCCUUGACCCGCCUGACGGCCACCCUGCCGACCACUCCUUCUACUCCAUAUGCCCGGCUGACCCCCCAGCCAGCAGCACCUUUCCCCGUCGGCAGUAUGCCUCGCACCACCAGCUGAAGGAGGAGUGUGUGGCGGUAGUGCCCUACACGGGACCCCCCUCCUGUGGUCCCCCAGCUGUCCCUGCCACCCUAGUUGAGCAGUUUGAGCGGCAGAGGCCACCUAGACGUGAUGGCUACCACACACUGCAGUACAAGCGUACGGCUGCUCUGGAGCACCAGCGCAGCGACAGCCCUGGCCGCAUUCGUCACCUUGUCCACUCUGUCCAGAAACUCUUUACCAAGUCCCACUCGCUGGAGGGCCCCAGUCAGCGCAGCCUGAAUGGCAGUGACCCUGCCGAGCCCAUGCCCACGGCCUCUGCCUCGCACCCCAACGUGGCUACCCUGCACCGGCCGCACGGCCAGGCCAAGCGCCCCAAGAGCAAAGAGAGGAGCCGUUCAGAGCCCAAGCCUCAUCCACGCUCGCCUGUCUCCGGCUACUGGAGCUCGGAUGACACCCUAGACCGUGACAUCUGCCUUUACCGCCGCCACCACCACCAUCACCAGCACCACCAGCAACCCUCUGGUGUCAUGACUAUGGGCCGGCAUCCGGACAAGUCGCAAUCACACUAUUUCCUAGAGCACGCCUACAAUACACUUGGCGGAGGCAGGUCGUCCCUGAAGACUUCUAGAAGCAAUAACGACGUAGGCAAGUGUGCUGCCUGCUCUGGGCCACCAGGUGCUGUGGUGGCACUGCCUAGCCCACUGGGGGCGGAACAGGCAGGGCCGCUUGUAAAGAAAAGCUCCUGGUCAAGCACGCUGACAGUCAGCAGGGCACGGGAGGUCUACCAGAAGGGGGCGGUCAGUGUCGAUAAAGCGCUAGUUAAAGCACAGACCUGCCAGCAGGGACGCACCUGCCAGUUCUUACAGGUACCUCAGGAUGAGUGGAGUGGCUUCUCUGCUCUGGGUCGGGAUGAUGAAAUCCCGUGCAGGCGGAUGCGCAGCGGCAGCUACAUGAAGGCUAUGGCGGAGGAUGACAGCGGAGAUUCAGACUGCAGCCCCAAGCCCUCACCCAAGGCCCAAGCACGGAGAGCUAGCUAUCUGAAGGCCACACAGCCAUCACUCACAGAGAUGACCACGCUGAAGAUCAGUACGGAGUCCCAUUCGCCCAAGCUGCAGAUCCGGAGCCACAGUUACCUGCGAGCAGUGAGUGAGGUGUCCAUCAACCGCAGUUUGGACAGCCUGGACCCGGAGGGCCUGCUGUCCUCACCCAAAUUUCGCUCCAGAAAUGAGAGCUACAUGCGGGCCAUGAGCACCAUCAGCCAGGUGAGUGAAGUAGAGGUAAAUGGGCAGAUCGAAGCAGUAUGUGAGAGUGUGUUCAGCGAGAUGGAGUCUCAGGCUGUUGAUGCUCUGGAUUUACCGGUUUCUGGGUGCUUCCGGAUGCGCAGCCACAGCUACGUACGUGCCAUCGAGAAAGGCUGCUCUCAAGACGAUGAAGAAGAGGAGAGAACAGCACUCCGGGCUAUUUCACCCCCUCGCACCACCACUACUGUCAGAACUAUACAAAGUAGCACAGUAUCAUCAUGCAUCACCACCUACAAGAAGACCCCGCCCCCAGUCCCACCAAGAUCGACACCCACCCGGCCAUACAUUUCCAUCACAGCUCAGAGCAGCACAGAGUCAGCACAGGAUGCCUACAGUGAGCUGAGUGGCAGCCCGGCAAACCGUGCCCUGGCCACGGCACAGUCCGGCCUCAGCAACUCCACAGAGAGUAUUGAUAGCAUGAAGGCUCUGACAGCAGCCAUCGAAGCAGCUAAUGCCCAAGUCCACGGACCUGCCAGCCAGCAUGUGACUAACAGUACCAUCACCAUCACCACAGCAACCACCACUAACGUCACCCACAUAUCUCAGGAUGGCAAGAGAGAUGCGCUGAGGAAAUGUCUGUCUAUAGGCAUACAGGUGGAUGGUCCCGAGGACACGGCUGGGUCAGAAGAACACGGCAAGUUUCAGUCAGUGGGAAUUCAAGUAGAGGAGGAGCGAUGCUAUCGCAGAGUCACCCGCUCCAACAGUGUCACCACAGCCGUGCAAGCUGACCUGGACCUUGCAGAGGGUUUAAGGAGUGACCUAGCCGAUUACACCCCAGGCCAGCUCUCCAGCCACGGCUCCACCGUACGGCAGUCGUCCAGGGACGCAGCCACUUCCACCGUCAGUAUCCAGGGCUCAGGGAACCACUAUCAUGCCUGUGCCCAGGACGACUAUGCGGAGGUGGGCUUUGACCCAUCCAUCUUGCCCCCACCAGACCCAUGGAUGGACGCAGGUGUGGAUGAGGAGAGCAGCGGAGGUGGGGCUGGCUCUGUGUGUCCACGCAAUGGACGCUGGUUCCUCAAGCUACUGCAGGCCGAAGUGGAGAGGAUGGAGGGAUGGUGCCAGCAGAUGGAACGUGAUGAGCAUGAAAAUGAGCUGCCAGAUGAGAUACUGGAAAAGAUUCGGAGUGCAGUAGGUAGUGCUCAGCUGCUGAUGUCGCAGAAGUUCCAGCAGUUCCGGGAGCUAUGCGAGGAGAACCUGAACCCCAAUGCCCACCCACGACCUGUGUCACAGGACCUUGCAGGAUUCUGGGAUAUGUUGCAGUUGUCUAUUGAAAACAUCAGUUUGAAAUUUGAUGAACUGCACCAGCUCAAAGCCAACAACUGGAAAUGCUUGGAACCAUCUAAGCAAAAGGAGAGGCGAGUACCUCCACCAGUGCCGAAGAAGCCAGGAAAAGGUGCAGCACUGCUGGUGAGGGAUCGCUCUUUGGAGGGCUCACAAAGACUAGAGGCGCGAAAACGACUGCAAGCAGCUAAACGUGCUGCUGCUACACUACGCCAGAGCUCUGCCACAGAGUGUACAGACAGCAUCGAAAUCUAUAUACCAGAAGCCCAGACACGAUUAUAAACACGUAUACGGAUGCAAACCCCACAUACGCAGUUUAAGUAAAGAUAACUUACAUACUACACACUUCAGGAAAUUCAGAGACCUGCAUAUGGCCAUGUAGCUUCCACACACACAACCUCACCACAAACAAAUGGUCUGAAUGACAAUGACUAAGGCAGGGUAGUUGUAAUAUAAUCACUGCUUCAUUUUCCUCUGUAAAAGCACUUAAAAGUAUAUAUACACUAAGAGGUUAUACACAGUAGAAAUCUCUGAGUUUCUGACUUCUUUUAAUUCCUUCUUUUUUUAUUUCCCAGAUUUAGCCAGUUUAGAUGUAGCUUCAUUGUUAUCCUCCCGAAAGAUUGUUUUAAAAAAUUAAUAGCAGCCAUUCUUUACUAUUAAAUUGUAUAAGGCUAUAUAAUAAUUUGUAUCAUAAAACAUAACCCAAGUUUCACUGUUGCCACAGUGUUUAAAGAGCAACAGUAAUCAAAGGCUUUGUCACAUAUGUGUAGCACUCAAAUGGCUGUGUGUGCUCUCAUGUGUCAUCUUGUCCCCUGGGACUGGGUGAAACUUUUUUGUGUCAUUAUCAAGGGAACAAUUGGAAGAACCACAUGUCCCUUCAGCUUCUCAUCUGCCCUCUUUUCUUUUUCUUUCUUUCUAAGCCUCCUUUCUUUCACAAGAUUCCCUUCUACUGAAAUGUGUGUAAUGUGUUUUCUCUGUUUAGCAUCUGUUGCUUCUUCACCCUUCUACAUCCAGUUUUCUCCUUUUAUCACUCUCUCAUUUCACUGUGCUACUUUAUAUACAGUGUAGCUACUGUUGCUAGGUUGGACAAGUUUUACAGAACGUUAGCAAAAAUCUCAUUCAACCUGGUGGGAAAUUGUAGCGCGCUUUAUUUAGGUUCACACACAAUGUUCAGUUUCCAGUUUAAAAUACUACACUAAGGAACUGUCGAAAUAUGUAAAUGUGCAAUAUUCAUUUCAAAUUAUUUUUUUUUAUUUUGAAUGCCUCUGAAAGAUCACGCUGUAAGCAUAGGUUUAGUUCCUUGUUGAUCGAGCCAAACACCUGUAGGUGGUGUUAGUGUGGUGGCAAAUUUGUCAGUGUUGUUUUCAACCUGCCUAGUUUCGUUUAGCUACAUUACAGACCAAUUCAUUGUAGCAUUUUAAACUGUAAACUCAACAUUUUGUUACAACACUAAAUUAAGUGCAGUACAAUUUCUCUUUAGGUUGAACUGUUUUUUUGCCAAUGUGUUGUAAAGCUUGGCCAACCAUCCAACAGUUGCUAUGGAAAAAUGAAAAAAAAAGAAUGGAUGUCUGUUCUGCUCUCCUCUUUGACUGAGACUGAACUAUAGCCUAGCUGACAUGAACAUGACACACAUGCACUUACAAAGCCUGUAUCAACCAUGAGUGUUUUGGUCUGGGAUAGUAUUUUUACUUGAAAAUGCAUCACAAUGCACCUUCUCACCAUUAUUACAUUCAUUGCAUCCCAUUGAGUCAUGAAAUAACACAGUCAGUAUUCAAUGCAUCAUUAAACUUUAAAGGCUAUUUUAAAUUCAUUCUUACAGUAUUGCUAACAUAACCUGUCCCUCUGAGCGUACAUAUGUUUAUAUAAUAGAUAAAGUCUAUAAUAUUAAUAUUUUUUAUAAUUAGAGCUUUGAUGAAAAUGUUUAGGUCACUCUGACUCACAAGGUUACAGAGAAGGAGAAGUCAAGAAAUUGAACUAAGAAGAAUUGCUUGGUAACAUUUCUUUUUGUUUUCUUUGUUUUUGAACAGUUACAAAUUAUUCUGAUUCAGUAAGAUGAAAAUUGUAUUUAAGAUGACAAAUGUUUCAAGUCACAGAUGUUGUGACUUACUAGCUUGUGUAUCGCUGCCUUUUAUAGUAGCUAUAUCUACAUAUACAGUUGAAGUCAUAAGUUAACAUACACCUUAGCCCCAUUUAUUUAAACUCAAAUGUUUUUUACAAUUCCUGGAUUUAAUCCUAGUACACAUUCCCUCUCUUAUGUUAGUUAGUGUCACUAAUAUGUGCAGUGUCAGAUGAGUACUAGAGACAGUGAUUUUUUUUCAGCUUUUAUUUCUUUGAUCACAUUAUCAGUGGCUCAGAAGUUUACAUACAUGUGGUUAGUAUUUGGUAGCAUUGCCUUUCAAUUGUUUUGAGUUAAAUGUUUCAGGUACCCUUCCACAAGCUGCUAACAAUAAGUUGCUGGAAUAGUUACUCAUUCCUCUUGACAAAACUGGUGUAACUGAUCAGGUUUGUAGGCCUCCUUGCUCGCACAUGUUUUUUCAGUUCUUCCCAUAAAAUUUCUAAGGGAUUGAGUUCAGGGCUUUGUGACGGCCACUCUGUUUCCUUCACUUUAUUGUCCUUAAGCCAUUUUGCCACAACUUUGGAAGUAUGCCUAGGUUCUUUGUCUAUUUGGAAGACCCAUUUGCGCACAAGCUUUAACUUUCUUGCUGAUGUCUGGAGAUGUUGUUUCAAUAUCUCCACAUAAUUGUCUUUCCUCAUAAUGCCAACUAUUUUGUAAAGUGCACCAGUCCCUCCUGCAGCAAAGCACCCCCACAAAAUGAUGCUGCCACCCCCAUGCUUCACAGUUGGAAUAGUGUUCUUUGGCUUGCAAACUUCUGCCUUUUUCCUCCACACAUAAUGAUGGUCAGUAUGGCCAAAUAUUUUUGUUUCAUCAGCCCAGAGGACCUUUCUCCAAAUAGUACGAUCUUUGUCUUUGUUUAUGGUGGUUUUAGAGCAAUGGUUCCUUCCUUGCUGAGUGGCCUUUCAGGUCAUGUCAAUACAUGACACGUUUUACUGUUGUUAUAGUUACUUUUGUACCUGUUUCCUCCAGCAUCUUUACAAGGUUGUUUGCUGUUCUUUGAUUAAUAUGUAUUUUUCUCACCAAAGUACAUUCAUUUGUAGGAGAUAGAACACGUCUCCUUCUUGAACAGUAUGAUGGUUGUGUGGUCCCAUGGUGUUUAAACUUGCAUUUCAUCGUUCCGACAGAUGAACGUGGUACCUUCAAGGGUUUGGAAAUUGCUCCCAAGGAUGUACCACACUUGUGGAGGUCCACAAUUCUUUUUUGAUGUCUUGGCUGAUCUCUUUUUUUUCCCAUGAUGUCAAGCAAAGAGACAAAAAGGCCUUGAAGGUAGGCCUUAAAAUACUGCCACAGGUACCUCUCAGACUAACUUAAAAUUAUGUCAGUUAGCUUAUCAGAAGCUACUAAAAGCAUGACGUCAUUUUCUGGAAUUUUACAAGCUAUUUAAAGGCUCAGUCAACUUGGUGUAUGUAAACCUUUGACCCACUGGAAUUUUCAUGUAGUGAACUAUAAGUGAAAUAAUCUGUUGUUAAAUUGUUUGAGUUUUAAUGACUUUAACUUAAGUAUAUGCAAAUUUAUGACUUCAGCUAUAGAGCAAUUUUAUCUGUUAUUCAAUGCUUAACAUUGUGAUCAUUAGGAUGUUGAAGAAUCAAAAUGUUAGUGUAGCAUUUUUGGCCCACUGAGGCCAUCUGUGUGAGUGAAUGUGUGCGUGUGCACUAUCAAAACAUUUAAGUGCAUAUUUCAAAGUGCUUCCUAAUUUGUUUUUUCUUAUCCAAAGGGUUUCACUUUUUAACUGAAAUGUAGCACAGCUCACUGUAACAUUAUAAAAGCCUCCCAGGCCAUAUGUUUCUGUUUGUAAUAUGACAUUAGUAAAAAUAAUUUUCAAAGCGUGUCUAGAAAGUUCAUGUAGAUGCACCUAUGUAAGGCAAAUACUAUAAAUUAGAUUAUUUUUCUAUUUCUAGAAUGCUCAUUAUAAUAAAACUGUUGAAUUCCUGUUUGGUAGAUAGUGCUGCUCGUAUGAUUUACAAAACUGAUAACUGUCAUAUGUGCACUUAAGUACCUGAAUACUCCAGUACAUAUUCUGAUGAAUUUUUAUCUAUUACUUAUCAAAACAUUAAUUUGCACUUAAACUAUGAAACAUACAGAGCUACUACUUUCUUGAAAUAAUAUUUGAAAUGCUUCACUGUGUAGUUGUUUGAAAAUAAAUCUUAUAUUAUAAGUUUAUAUUAUCCACCCAGUAGCUAACAUGCAGCCACUUUGUUUUGUUUUGUUUUGUUUGCUCCUCAUUUACAGUUUGAUCAUAGUAGUGUUAUCAGUAUGUCUCUUGUAUUUGUUCCUACAAAAAAAGACUGUUUUGGUUAUUGUUAUUAUGCACUAUAAAAUACCCUUUUGUACUGUGGUUAGUAGUUGUUUUAAAUAUGGUUGAUGUUUAAAUUCUCAGCCUUAAUUAAUGAAAUUAUGAUAGUCAUGCACAAGAUAGCCUCAGGGGAGACUAUAUAGUGUGUAUGUAUGUGGACGUGUGUUUCUGUGUGGGAACAAGUCUCAUCUCCUUAUGGUCGUCUCUUGGUUAAGAAAUGCGUUUGUUCUCAGACGUUGCCAUGAAGACUUUUAUGGAGUCAUGUUGUCCGUACAACUAUUUUAGAACCUUUUGCCCCUAUUGAACAUUAGCAUGAGUAGUCGCUCUAAAGGGCUGCACCUAAAGUAUUAAGUAGAUGUAAGGUUUUCAUUUUGAGGACAAUCACUAGAUGAAAUAAUAAAUUAGUUAGUAUAGCAGUAUAAAUAAUUGCUUAAAUACUAGAUAUUCCUGAUUACAGCACGACUAAAAGUGCGUGCCACUCUCAGUUAUUUUUAAGCUAGUAUGAAAUUAGUUUAAUGUUUAUAUUUUAGGCGGGGGGGGGGGUUCCCCAAAAAAAAUAUAAAAACAUGACAUGUUCGGAUUGUGGAUAUUUGCCAAAUGAACAACUGAGCACCAGCCUCAAAGCUUUCUGGAAAGUGAAGAAAGGUUAAUGAUGCAUCUAGUGUUGAAGCAUAAUUAUUCAAACAACUGUUUGUAAAUACAUGAAUGUUCUCUAUAAUGUAAAUGUAUACAACUUACAUCUAAUAACAUGUUAACCAAACAGAUCAUUUGUAAUUAAUGUUAUUACUCACUUGAUGUUAUGGCACGUGUCUGAAAUUUUGGUCAUUAAAAUACUAAGUUGCCAUUCUUA